This is a messenger RNA of Silurus meridionalis, 978 nucleotides long. RefSeq names its product cytochrome b-c1 complex subunit Rieske, mitochondrial (gene uqcrfs1). Lineage: Eukaryota; Metazoa; Chordata; Actinopteri; Siluriformes; Siluridae. The transcript is spliced from 2 exons. The coding region runs from base 66 to 887 and encodes 273 amino acids. Gene Ontology annotation, cellular component: membrane. Gene Ontology annotation, molecular function: quinol-cytochrome-c reductase activity; 2 iron, 2 sulfur cluster binding. The record is from RefSeq and is a predicted model, not a curated record. Gene Ontology annotation, biological process: mitochondrial electron transport, ubiquinol to cytochrome c.
CGGAAGUUGUUUUCUGAGGAGAAGACCCGCCCUUCAGCCGCUGGAACACGUUAAGGUGAAGAAAGAUGUUGUCUGUGGUUGCGCGCGCGGGGCCGUUAUCGCCCUAUUUACAGGCCUCGAGCUUCACUGUUCCCGGGCCGCUGAAGGCUCUCGCGCCCGGACUGGUGAUGAAAAGUGAAAAGAUUUUGCUGGAUGUGAAGAAGCCGUUCCUCUGCCGCGAGUCUUUGAGCGGACAGACCCCCAGGACAGGGCCCUCUGUAUUCGCCAGCCUGAACGCAAGUGGCAGUGUGCGUUUCGCUCACACAGACAUCAAGGUUCCUGAUUUCUCUGAUUAUCGUCGUCCUGAAGUGAUGGACCCAAAGAAGUCAUCUCAAGAGAGCGGUGAUGCCAGGAGAACAUUCUCCUACCUGAUCACAGGUUCCACAGCUGUCAUGGGUGUUUAUGCUGCCAAAACGGCUGUCACACAGUUCGUGUCCUCCAUGAGUGCUUCGGCAGAUGUUCUGGCCCUGUCCCAGAUCGAGAUCAAGCUGUCGGACAUUCCCGAGGGCAAGAACAUGACGUUUAAAUGGAGAGGGAAGCCGCUGUUCGUGCGCCACCGCACAGAGAAAGAGAUUGCUACCGAGGCUGACGUGGAUCUGUCUCAGCUGCGUGACCCUCAGCACGACCAGGACCGUGUUCAGAAACCAUCGUGGGUCAUCGUCAUUGGAGUGUGCACUCACCUGGGCUGUGUUCCAAUUGCCAACGCAGGUGACUAUGGAGGGUACUACUGCCCAUGUCACGGCUCGCACUACGACGCCUCGGGUCGCAUCAGGAAAGGUCCGGCGCCGCUCAACCUGGAGGUUCCGUAUUAUGAGUUUCCUGAUGAAGACACAGUGGUGGUGGGCUGAUAACAUUAAGUUUGUGUGUGCUUGUGUGUAUAUCAUGCUCGCCACUCUGUUCAUGUGAUAACUGUAAGUAAUAAACCUAUAUUUUAUUUCA